Messenger RNA from Haliotis rufescens (red abalone), 919 nucleotides. RefSeq names its product succinate dehydrogenase assembly factor 2, mitochondrial-like. The coding region runs from base 52 to 519 and encodes 155 amino acids. Lineage: Eukaryota; Metazoa; Mollusca; Gastropoda; Lepetellida; Haliotidae. The transcript has 4 exons. Gene Ontology annotation, cellular component: mitochondrion. The record is from RefSeq and is a predicted model, not a curated record. Gene Ontology annotation, biological process: mitochondrial electron transport, succinate to ubiquinone; tricarboxylic acid cycle; mitochondrial respiratory chain complex II assembly.
ACCUCCCCUUUCAAGGGCAAGUAACUCUAAAUUUGUUACAUAAAGAUAAAUAUGGCAGGGCUUUCGAAAGCAUUUCUUGGGAUAAGGCGUUUUAUUUAUCAGGUUCGUCAGCGUAGAAUGCCUACUCCAGUGUUUGGACGGAUGCUGAGUUCCGGCCCUAUAGAUGCUGGGUCCGACAUGGAUCCUCCAAUACCUGCCUACGUAGAGAAGACCAAUGAGGACAUUGAACUGAAGAGAGCCAGGUUGUUGUAUCAGAGUCGCAAAAGAGGCAUGCUGGAGAACGGCCUCCUGCUCAGUACUUUUGCUGCCAAGCAUCUGGACAGUCUGAAUGAAUCCCAGCUCCUACUGUACGACCGACUCAUCAACCAACCCACCAAUGACUGGGAGAUCUACUACUGGGUCACCGGUGCCAAGCCUACGCCAGAAGAGUUUGACAGUGAAGUUAUGACUAUGUUGAAAGAACAUGCACGAAACAAAGACAAAGCUUCUCGGAUACGCCAGCCAGACUUGUACACAUAACAUACAAGUCUUGCAUUCAGACAGUUGAGGUCUACUAUCAAGCUGCCAAUCCUUUGUAUUGUCUUCAAAACAAAUCUCCAGAACAGAGAUUGGAUUGUAUAAACAAUUCAUAGCCGUCAACAAGGCCCUAGUCUAUUGUACAGGGUGUCCGUCUUUGGUACAAAAUGCCCAACAGGUAUAAACAGUGACAGGUUGAGCUGAUAUAUCUGUAACCCAGUGUCUCUGAAAAUUGGUUUUGUUGGAAGGAAUGUCCUUCCCUUGUGUAUAUAAUGGAACGGUGUGUGGAUGAAUUUUGUAAAAGAUUAUAUACAACACACUGAUAGUCACGUGAAGACGUAUUUGUCAUGCUUGUAUGCAUGCAUGUGCAUUGCUACACACAAUAAAGUGUUUUGUUAAUAUA